AGUGACUGUCAAAAUGUCAAAGUGAAAAAACGAGAGAGAGAACACUUUGUAUCAAGCAGCAUGGAGGUUAUUACGGCAUGUUGUUAGAGCUGGCUGCCAAAUAGAGAGAAGAUUAAUAGAGUUGAUACAGUUAACGGACAAAAUGAUUUCGUGUAAAAAUUUAUGUGUUUUGCGUCAAUUGCCGCUCAAAAGCUGUCGCCGGCAUUACAGUGCCAUUCAAUCAAGCGCCGCACUGCUGUCAGUGCGGCCAACGAAAUGGACACCGAAACCUGCCGCUGCUGGUGGCGCCGUCUCCGCUUGGCAACAGAGGACGACGGCGAAGCAGCAUCAGCAGCAGCAACGACGCAGUCUAUUCAGCUCGAGUCGCCUGCAGGCCAAGGACUACUAUGCGACGCUGGGGGUGGCUAAGAAUGCAAAUGCCAAGGACAUUAAGAAGGCGUACUAUGAGCUGGCAAAGAAAUAUCACCCGGACACCAACAAGGAUGAUCCGGAUGCGAGUAAAAAGUUCCAGGACGUUAGUGAGGCUUAUGAGGUGCUUAGCGAUGAUCAGAAACGGCGGGAAUAUGAUACUUAUGGCCAGACAACGGAGAAUAUGAAUCGUCAGGGUGCGGGCGGUGCCGGCGGCUUCGGUGGCGGCCCCUUUGGGCCUGACGGCUUCUCACAGAAUUGGCAAUUCCGCUCCACCAUCGAUCCGGAGGAGCUUUUCCGCAAGAUCUUUGGCGAGGGUAAUUUUCGCAGCAAUAGCUUUGACGACUUUGCAGAUUCCAAAUUCGGGUUCGGGCAGGCCCAAGAGCUUGUCAUGGACCUAACCUUUGCCCAGGCGGCGCGUGGCGUCAAUAAGGAUGUCAAUGUGAAUGUGGUGGAUCAGUGUCCCAAAUGCGCCGGCUCCAAGUGCGAGCCUGGCACCAAGCCCGGUCGCUGCCAAUAUUGCAAUGGAACGGGUUUUGAGACUAUAUCCACCGGCCCCUUUGUAAUGCGCUCCACGUGCCGCUAUUGCCAGGGUACGCGGCAAUAUAUUAAAUAUCCGUGCGCAGAGUGCGAGGGCAAGGGGCAGACAGUACAGCGGCGCAAGGUGACGGUGCCGGUACCGGCAGGCAUCGAGAAUGGCCAAACGGUGCGCAUGCAGGUGGGCAGCAAGGAACUGUUUGUCACCUUCCGUGUAGAGCGCAGCGACUACUUCCGUCGCGACGGCGCCGAUGUCCACACAGAUGCCCCAAUCUCGUUGGCCCAGGCGGUGCUAGGCGGUACAGUACGCGUUCAGGGCGUCUACGAGGAUCAAUGGCUAAACAUUGAGCCGGGCACCUCAUCGCAUCGAAAGAUUGCACUGCGCGGCAAGGGACUGAAGCGUGUCAAUGCCCACGGACACGGCGAUCACUACGUGCACAUCAAGAUCGAGGUACCAAAGAAGCUGAGUCAGGAGCAGCGCGCCCUGCUGGAGGCGUACGCUGAACUGGAGGAGGACACGCCCGGGCAGAUACACGGCAUGGCGCAGAGGAAAGAUGGCAGUAAGAAAGCAACCGCAGGUGCGAGUGAAACCAGAACUGACGCCCAGUCAACAGGUAGAGCAGCAAACAGCGGUAGUCAAGGAACGAGUAGAGCAGGAGCAGAAACAGAAUCAGCGAAAGGCCAACAAAGCGAAAAGUCGGAAACACGCAGAAAAGAAAAGCAAACCGGAGGCGAAAGUGGAAGCGGCGGAGGCUUCUUGAACAAAAUCAAAUCCAUGUUCAACUAAGUUGAAUUGUGUCUUGUUAUUGAUAACUCUUUUGUAAUCGUCGUUGGUUAAACGAUUGGCUACAAAUGCGUUUUUUGCCUUUAAACUGUUAAUUGUAAAUUUGGGGGCUAUAUUCCAGUGUGGAACAAAAUGAAAAAAAAAAUACACCAAAAUUCAUAGUAAGAAC
Messenger RNA from Drosophila novamexicana, 1898 nucleotides. Its product is annotated as protein tumorous imaginal discs, mitochondrial. The transcript is spliced from 2 exons. Bases 143 to 1732 code for a protein of 529 amino acids. The record is from RefSeq and is a predicted model, not a curated record. Gene Ontology annotation, molecular function: heat shock protein binding; ATP binding. NCBI's taxonomy places the organism in Eukaryota, Metazoa, Arthropoda, Insecta, Diptera, Drosophilidae. Gene Ontology annotation, cellular component: mitochondrion. Gene Ontology annotation, biological process: negative regulation of apoptotic process; mitochondrion organization; protein folding.